Messenger RNA from Halichondria panicea, 991 nucleotides. Its product is annotated as ras-related protein Rab-18-like. The coding region runs from base 163 to 792 and encodes 209 amino acids. The record is from RefSeq and is a predicted model, not a curated record. Gene Ontology annotation, biological process: vesicle-mediated transport. NCBI's taxonomy places the organism in Eukaryota, Metazoa, Porifera, Demospongiae, Suberitida, Halichondriidae. The transcript is spliced from 3 exons. Gene Ontology annotation, molecular function: GTPase activity; GTP binding.
CCGAGGUAAUCCCCCACCCCUAGUCAAGCUAGCAAUGUGAGCAAGACGUCAUGCUAAGACAUUGAGAUCACAUUCAUCUCAGGAGAUUCUACCUAGCUACUGAAAUUCAACGCUCCUACACACAGCUACUAAAAGCUCACCUAGCCACAAUAUUACAUCAAGAUGGCUGCCAUGCCCCAGCACAAGGUUGUCAUGAUUGGAGACUACAAUGUUGGCAAGACGUCCAUGUUCCUACGCUUUGAGACAGGGGAAUUCCCGGAUGACAUUGACGAGCGGGUCAAGAGAAGUAUAGAGGUCAAGAAGCAGAUCAUGGUAGACGGAGAACUCGUUGAGCUCACUCUCCACGACACAGCUGGUCUGGAACGCUUCGAAGGGACUGUCCCUCCCAGUUACUUCAGAAGUGCUAGUGCAGUCAUCUUCGUGUACUCCCUAAGCAACCAAGAAUCCAUUGCUAACGUCAACGACUGGUCGGACAGUGUGAGCCCUCAAAGACUAGAAUUCGUUCAGACGGACACGAAUAUUGUCCGUGCUUUAGCGGGAAAUAAAAGCGAUCUAGACGAAAGGCUAGUAAGCAAACAAAGAGCUAGAGAAGUGGCUGAAAAUUGUGGAAUAAAGCCAGAGCUAAUUUUUGAGCUAUCUGCGCUCUCUGGAGAGGGUUUUGAUGAACUUUUUGUGGCCGUAGCGAGACAGAUUGUGUCGAGUGGUAAGAGUGAAACGGACGUUGGGCCAGUCCUUAGUCUGAGAGACGGCAAGGGAAAGGAUUCAGGCAGUGGGAGUGGAUGCUGCAAAUGAUAACUUGUGUAUGAGGUGUGUGACACUGUAUAUGUUUUUAGUUGUGCAAUGAGAGACUAUUCCCCUUCGUUAUUAUAAUUAUACUCUAUUUUUUAUUUAAGUACUCUAGCAUUGCAGUAAGUGCAUUAUAAAACACCACAUUGUUCUAUUUAAUUGCAUAUGAAAAUUGUUGAUGGAUUAUAAUUAUUGGACUUGUCAA